Molecule: messenger RNA, 3405 nt
Organism: Malassezia restricta
Lineage: Eukaryota; Fungi; Basidiomycota; Malasseziomycetes; Malasseziales; Malasseziaceae
Product: LCCL domain protein
Exons: 1
Coding region: 1-3405 (1134 amino acids)
Source: RefSeq, a predicted model, not a curated record
AUGGAUGGAGGGAGCGUUGCGGCGCAAAGACUUUGCGACGUACUAGCAUCUAUCGAUGAAGUCGGUGAAGCAUAUGUCUCAUGGAAUGCAGCUUCACCUUCUUGGUGCUCAGGACCUGAAUUAACGUGGCUAAAUGAUUCAUUUGUACCUGUGGAAGCGGCGAUCAAUCGCACGCGUAUACCCGUUUUGUACGAGUCGCAUACGGUGUAUAAGGCACCGCCACUUUGCGGUCUUGCAUCUUUCCGACAUACUGUGAACUCGGAGCUUAAUUUUCUUCGUUGCUCACCAGACUCAUCGACGAAUGCGCCGUAUCUGGAAACGUUCUGGAAUGAAGUGCUAUAUGCUUUAGCUCAUACGGGCCCUGUAGCCGCGCUUCAAACAGCAAAAAAGCGUUCCGUGAAGGACGCGGCUGCCAUGGUUCAUAUUGCCGCUCGUAACGGUAGGCAUUGGAUUCGUAUCAUGCCUUUACGCUCAGAUGCACUCUUGCGAGAAUUUCGUGAAUAUGACAGCACAGUGUCCAUGACCUCGCCACCAAGGGAAGACGAAGCUAUUUUGCAAAACUCUAUCGUCUAUACAGCCCAUGAACUUCGCAUGGCUGCUAGGAACGGCGAAACCAUUGAGAUCGUACUUACUCGUCUAAAUUCAGGCGACACAAGUGCGACGAUCGAUAUGGACUCGUAUUGGUCAGGAUCCGAACUGGCUCGUAUGAAAUGGCGUCUGUAUAAAAUUUCGGAGUAUGUCCAAAGCUUGGGAUUGCAGGUCACAUUUGGUGCGCAUGAGCGCAUGCGUCUAGACGCCAAGAUACCCCGUCCGCCGCCUGCGUGGCAGGCCCCGCCAACUCUAUUUCUUAACUUGGACGUUAGUGCAAUGGUCGCUCUUUGCAGUGAUUUGACGCAUGAGAGUCACCUACAUGUGCAUGAUCAUGGGAAUCGUGCCCUGGUCAUGCAACAAAAUCAUGAGAGACAAAGUCCUUUAUCAGGUCUGCUGAUGAAGACAUUUCAUCAACCAGUCCAGCUUGUUGCAACGAGGAAAGCCAUUGAAAAGUUUCUCUCUAUUGUCGAGCAAACUGCUUCUGAAAGUGAGUAUGCUCGCGCUUCUUGGCUUUUGGGUUCCCGUCAUGCACUUCGCAUGGGCGAUCCUUGGGACUGGCUUUUCCCGAACGCGGUAAGGGUGUUGGAUGAGAAUUGUAAAGUACACAGUGGCUGGGAGGACGUUCCUUACGUGCAUCAGCUCCUAGAUGCACUGGCUGAAUGUCAUGGCUACUCCCGUCCAAAAUCUCUGGGAUCCUCACCUCACACUCUUGAUUCUAUACAAGAGGGUCUGUCUAAGCGUAUUACUACUCUAUUGGCACAUUCUCAUGGUGUACAUGAGCUCCUGGAAAAAGCCGGUCCUAUGAGCGGCACACCCUUGAAUCACUCAGCUCUUUGGUUAAUCCAGCCUCGUUCCUUUGUUUCAAAAACUCCUGAGUCGCUUCCAAUACUUCAUACAUCGCGCUUUUCUGAUCUGAUGCGUACCACAUCUCUGAGACGUGCACACCAGCGUUGGUUGAGAGUUUGGAAUUGGCUGCAAGGACCUCGUGUGCCUGUGCAGCACACCAUUCGACAUUAUCCUUGGUGGCCAUGGAAAAGACUUGAAAAUGCAUGGAUGCAAUGGACCAAACCGCUUGCAUGGAAGGUGCCGCCACAGUGGGAGGUGAAUUCCGUGCCAUCCAACAUGGAGGACAUUGAAAUGGAACCAGUAUCACCACUUCCAGGUCAAUCAACGAUUGGCGAACGCUGGUGGUAUAAGAUAGAGCAUGACCUGCGGUGUAAUUGGCUGCAUUGGCUUGUUCUUUGCUCGGUGUGCGUGGCAUGGCUCUUUGCUUUCGCCUCGUUGGUGCACAACACGUGGUUUUCUUCCACUGUAUUAACCGAGAAUGGAUGGGAAACACCAGAAUCGCUUGCAUGCACAUCCACGAAAUGGGGUCGAAACGCUCUUUGUGGUUUAAAUGGGAACGAUUGCAAGCCUUUUUCUAAUACGAGCUUGGUCUUUCGCUGCCCCAGUGGCUGCGAAACAACUACAUUGCUGAAUCCUCGCACUAUUGGCUCAGAUUCCUAUAAUUAUGUGCCAUUAGUGGUGGGUGGUGGUAACUCGACGCCGUAUCGAGCUGAUUCUUUUAUUUGCGCCUCUGCGUUGCAUGCAGGCGUCAUUGGGCCGAAAGGAGGAUGUGGCAUAGCGCGGAUGAUGGGGGCAUAUACAAACUUUGAAGGUCAACAGCAAAAUAACAUUGCUUCUUUUCCAUUUCAUGGUGUAUUUCCCUCUUCAUUCAAAUUCGAAAAGCCAAUGAAUACAUCGCACUGUACUGACGAUCGCUGGCGCAUGUAUACUUUGAAUGUUGUGUUUCUUGCUUUUAUAACAUUUGUCCUCAGACCUAUGCCCAUUUUUCUAUUUUGGGUAUUUUCUUGUGUGGGUUUCUGGCAUGUCAAUCUUGUUUCUGAACUUCGUGAUGUGCCACCACCAAUUGGUGACGCAGUGGGUGACUUUGGACCGCAUCUCUUUGUGUGCUUUGUUAUCUGGCACGUUGUACUCCAGCACGUCUGGUACGCAUUUGAGCACGUGCCUCUCGAAUUUGGUAUAGCUUGGCUUGGUUUGUGGUGGAUCGGCGUGCUUCUUGAUGUGGUGUUCGCAAACGUCCCCCUACAGCGUCUUACAUACCACGAUAUUUCUCAACAGCCUGGAGCUGUAACAUCGAUCGUUAUUAUUGUUAUUGUGGUUGUGGUCCUCGCUAUAAAUCAAGUUCGUGUUGUGCGCAGCGUCGGACUCCUUCCAAAGUAUUUGGCUUUGUAUGUUGUGUUCGGUAUCGUUCUAGCACUCUGUGCAGCGGUGCCUGGCGAAGGACUCCGACUGCACCAUUAUGUGAUUGCUCUGAUUCUCUUACCUGGAUGUGCUUUUCCGACUCGCAUAUCCCUUCUUUGUUGUGCCAUUCUGUUUGGCAUGUAUAUUAACGGUGUGGCAAGAUGGGGAUUUGACGGAAUUCUUCAGGAUAAUGGCGUCAUUCAAGGCGAUGCAACAGGUAAUUCUCUUUUACCUUCUUUCUCUAGCAGCAUGACUACUGACGGUGUCAUUAAGUGGAACCCUAUACCAGCUGAUCAGAGAAACAUCUGGUCUGCAUUUAAUUUACUAGUCGACGAUGUAUUACGAUACGAAGGGCCUGAUACCUCUUACAACUUGUCUUCUCUCUUCGCAGAAUUUCGUUCUCAACCAUCGAAUUUAUUAAGCCAACAACAAAUCUAUGAGACAUUGCAGAAAAGUACACAUUAUCUUCGACUGGCAUACUCAUCUGCUACAGAGACAGGUGAUUUUACACGUGCUGCUCUUGCAUCUCUUAAUGGAAGUUUCAUACCUCCUAAAACAGGACGUACGUAG